Schizophyllum commune H4-8 is the source of this 3554-nucleotide messenger RNA. RefSeq names its product heme peroxidase. Gene Ontology annotation, biological process: response to oxidative stress. Lineage: Eukaryota; Fungi; Basidiomycota; Agaricomycetes; Agaricales; Schizophyllaceae. Gene Ontology annotation, molecular function: heme binding; iron ion binding; oxidoreductase activity, acting on paired donors, with incorporation or reduction of molecular oxygen. The transcript has 21 exons. Bases 251 to 3475 code for a protein of 1074 amino acids. The record is from RefSeq and is a predicted model, not a curated record.
CUUCCCCUAUUAGAACACUAGAACGCCGAUAGGUGCUCCCGAUCCUCCGCCUCGCUUCCCAAGGGACGUCCGUUCGCUUCAUCCAGUGCUCGAAUCGCGACGUCAGCGAGGGUUUAGAGUAAUCGAACCUCGGUGGGGGUUGCUCGGCUUAGAUGGCUCCUUAUAAGAAGCAGGUUGAGCGCGCUCUCCCUUCAUCAUCUAGACUGCCCCCCUUUGAGGAUUUCCCCUCGAUUACAACCCAAAAGUCCCAAUGGAGUCCUUUAUCAGGAGGUUGUCGACGAACGACCUGAAAACUAGCAGCAAUGGCUCGGCGAACGGUAGCGCUGCUAGCGGAAGCGCUCAGCCCAACGGGUCUGUCGCCGAUACUGGUGGCAACAAGUACACCAAGUAUGUCCGUGCCACUGAGCAGCAGCCGUCGCUCUUCAACGAGCAACGGCUCUUCGGCGGGUAUCAGCCGCCCAGCAGCGUUACGGCUGUCGCGGACAUGAUGCUGCACAAGGAGAGCCUCGAUGACCGGAAGUUGUUCCUCGAGCAUGGGCUCAAGUUCAUCUCGGGCACGCUCGAGGGAGAUAUGCAGAUGAAAGCUCAGAACACGGUCAUCAAGAAGCUGUACGACGACCUUCCGCACCCGCCUGCGACUGCUCUUGGUUGCGAGUACGCGUGGCGCCAACCGGAUGGCUCAAAUAACAAUAUGGACCUGCCCCACCUCGGUCAGGCGGGCAAGCCGUACGCGCGCAGUGUCCAGCAGUCGCAUCCCCUUCCUUCGCACCAGCUGCCUGACCCCGGCCUCAUCUUCGACACCCUGCUCAAGCGCGAGAAGUUCGUCGAGCACCCCGCCGGCCUCUCGUCCCUCAUGUUCGGCUUCGCGGCGCUGGUUAUCCACACGGUUUUCCGCACUAACCACGACGACGUGAACAUCAACGAGACGUCGUCGUACGUCGACCUGGCGCCGCUCUACGGCAACAACCAGGAGACGCAGGACAGGGUGCGCGAUAAGAGCCAGGGGCGCGGCUUGCUGCACAAGGAUGCGUUUGCGGAGGAUCGGUUGCUGCUCCUCCCACCUGCGACGUGCGCGAUCCUGGUGUGCUUUAGCAGGAACCACAACUUCAUCGCCGAGAGACUUCUCGAGAUCAACGAGAGGGGAUCCUGGCAGCAAGACCUUGACAAGCUGGACGAGGAGGGCAAGGCUAAGCAGGAUGAGGAGAUCUUCCAGAUCGCAAGACUCGUCAACUGUGGUUGGUUUGGCUCUGCUGUUUUCGCGGACUACGUUCACUGCAUUCUCGGCCUGGUUCGUCAGGGGAGUAGCUGGACGCUUGACCCCUUUAGCGAACUGCGCAAGGAGGACCACUCGCUCUUCGAGCGCGGCAAGGGCAAUGUCUGCUCCGUCGAGUUCAACUGCCUCUACCGCUGGCACGCGACGACUAGCGUCCACGAUGAGGCCUGGGUCGAGAAGGUUAUGACGAGCCAGUUCCCGGACAAGAAGAUAGAGGACAUCACGCCACGGGACUUCAAGGAAUGCGCCGUCAAGCUGAUGCAACACGCCGGCCCUGACCUUACGCACUGGACCUUCGGCAACAUGCAGCGCGGCGAGGAUGGAUCCUUCGACGAUGAGCAGCUCGCUGACAUCUUGCACAACGCGACGGAGCAGCCUGCUGGUGCUUUCAGGGCGCGGGGCACGCCGGGCGUUAUGCGUCUGCAUGAGAUCAUGGGCAUCGAGCAGAACAGGAAGUGGGGCGUCUGCUCUUUGAACGACUUCCGUCGGUUCUUGGGCCUGAAGGCGUUUGACACGUUCGAGGACUGGAACCCCGACCCUGAGAUCGCCAAUGCCGCCAGAGCCCUCUACGGCGACAUCGAGCGCCUCGAGCUCUACGUCGGUCUCCAAGCCGAAGACGCCAAGCCCGUCGUCGAGGGCGCCGGCCUCUGCCCCGGCUACACCAUCUCGCGCGCGAUCCUCAGCGACGCCGUCGCGCUCACGCGCGGCGACCGCUUCUUCACGCACGACUUCACGCCCUUCAACCUCACCGCCUGGGGCUUCGCGGACUGCCAGCGCGACGACAUGGCGCACGGGUUCGGUUCGGUGCUCGCUAGGCUCUUCCUGCGCACGCUGCCGGGGCAGUUCACGGAAGACAGCGUGUACGGGUUCUUCCCGCUGAUGACGCCGCAGGCGAUGGGCGUGGUGCUGAAGCGGCUGGGGAAGGAGGCGGAUUAUAGUCUGGCGCGCCCGGAGCCGGCGGCGACUGAAAAGGUGGUAACGACGCAUGAUGGGGUGCGCGCGGUGCUGACGAGCGAUGCGUAUGUGAGCCCGACGGGGACGCGUGCUCGCAAAGUGCGGGGCAAGGAUGGCAUGACGUUCCCGCUCGUCCUUACCGGCAGAGAGCAGCAGGCGCAGAUCUGCAAGGUCUUCCAAGCACCUGAGAUCGCUGCCGGCGUCGCCGACUACUUCAAGACCACGACGAGGCAUCUGCUGGACCUGCACGGCUGCCCGCUUCCUGGCACGCGCCACUAUGUCAUCGACGUCGUCCGCGACGUGCUUAAGCCCCUCCCGGCGCUUUGGGCUGCGAACGAACUGGCGGGCAUCCAGCUGAAGGAGACCAAGGAUGGCGAAGGCGUCUACACGGUCGAAGAGUUUUACAGUAUGCUGUCCGAGACUUACGAGUUCAUCUUCCUCGACAUCGAGGCUUCCCGCUACAAGACCGUCGAGUGCCGCGUCCGCAAGCACGUCGAGGAGCUCAUUGGGCACAUCACGAGCCACCUGAACAACACGUUCCCGCAGAAGGUCAUCAGCACUAUCAUGUCGAAGAUGCCGUGGGCGAAGGGGUCGAAGAAGUCCGAGCACGACGAGCUGGUGCGCCGCCUGCAGCUGCUCGCGCCGUCGUCGUCCGCGCUGGCAGAUACGAUCCUCGCCAUCAUCAUCUCCGUCGUCGACAUCUCGCUGGGCCUGACGAACGUCGUCAACGCGUACCUCGGCCCGCACAAAGUCACCGAGCCCGUCCCGCCGCACGUCGAUGCGUUCAUUAAGGCGGCGAAGCCCGAGCAGCUCGAGGGCUUCAUCUUGGAGGCCCUGCGACACGACCCGCCGACGCGGUGCAUGCAGCGCACCGCUGUAUCGGGCCACGUCGUCGAGAACAUCCGCGUCGAGGCCGGCGCGCGCCUGUUCCUCGACCUCGAGCAGGCGAACAAGGACGAGGCCGUGUUCUCGUCGCCGGAUGAGCACAGGAUCGGGAGACCCAAGGAGAAGCACUUGUUUGGCGAAGGGUCUAUCACGAUCCUCGGGCAGGAUAUGGUGCACAAGAUCUACGCUGAGGUCCUCACCGUGAUCUUCAGCCACCCCAACGUCCGCCGCACGGUCGGGCAGUCUGGCAUGUUGCAGAGGUUCAAGACCGUCGAGCGCAAGGCCCUGAACUACGCUUACCUCGACGCGAAGAUGAUGGUGUCGCCGUGGCCAUCCUCGAUGAUGAUUCAGUACGAUGUUUGAGCAUGAUUCUAUCCAGUGCGCGCAUGUAUCCUCAAUGUAUCUUCCGUCCGACUACAAUCAAUGAUGUAUUCUUGCUGUC